Molecule: messenger RNA, 1019 nt
Organism: Schistocerca piceifrons (Central American locust)
Lineage: Eukaryota; Metazoa; Arthropoda; Insecta; Orthoptera; Acrididae
Exons: 2
Coding region: 56-916 (286 amino acids)
Source: RefSeq, a predicted model, not a curated record
UCACAGUACCGGGCCCCCCUUCUGAGGAGCGGGCAGUGCCAGAACGCAGUGCGCCAUGAAGAGCUCGGCCAGGGCUUGCAGCCUUCUGCUGCUGACUAUGGCCGCCGUCUCCAGCGGCCGCAACGCUGGAGAUUACUUCAAGGAGGAGCAGUUCCAGUAUUCUCCUUCUAGACCCGAAGAUGCCCUGGUCUUUUUCAUAGCCAAUACCCCUCCCUUCAUUUGUGAGCCCGGCAAGGAUCACGAAUGCGUCUCGGGAGGCCCCUUAGAGGCUGGGUUUUGUCUCAAUCUGCCACGAGGGUACUCUUCCUACAAAUGCUCGUUCGAAGGAAACGCAACGACAGACAGUAAUUUCAACCUAAUCGAAAAGAGCGCAUCGCUUCUUUUCGAUUUCAAUGUGAGACAUCACGUAAGGUUUAUUGCGUACAGAAUGUCCUGCACUACUGAUUCACCACUACCAGACGAAUAUUUCCGUCUGAGAAUACAGCGCCCUCAUGAGGACCAUCCAAUGAAAUGUCUUCACCAGCACGACACUGGAAUGCUGUACCUCAAGUUUCCAGGAUACCCGACCAUCUAUUGUCAAAUUGUAACUGAAGAAAACAGUUACCAAUUUGAUAGGCGUUAUCAUUUUAACCUGCCGGGUAUCGCUGAUGACCCACUCAAAUGCGCGUUCCGCGUGUAUUCGGAGUUGCCUCUAGCGGUCACGCAAACAGAGGAACGGAUGUACCGGUCUCUGAUUAGCGGUCUUCCCACUCGCGAGGAUGGCACUCGCCUGCGUGUCGUAUGCUCCCGCCAUGACACGUCCAAUGGGUCGCCACACUUUCAGCUACUGUUGCAGAGUGACGUCACUUACGACUGCAGUUUCCCCGACGCUGCUUCUAGCUAUCCGUCGCUGCCCAAAAACAGGCCACAAGACUGAAAGCCAGGUCGUUCAUGGAGGCAGAAGACAACAAAGCAGGAACACUUACGAAAUUAAAAUAUUUUAUACUGUUACAAUAAAUAUGAAUAAUUGAUCUUCAGAA